AUGAACCACACCAUCUCACGCGUGCACUGCUCCGAACGACAUAAGGUCCUGCACCUAACGCGAGCGCAAGGCACAAGUGUGUUCUCUGGUGGUGGCUGUUCACGUGGUAUCGCACCGGCCCCCAUUGUAGUUGAUGGACAAGAUGGGUGCAGGGAUAUAAUUACGAGUAUCAGACGCAAGUCGAUGGUUGAUGCUUGGAGGAAAGCCAUCGGAUACCUUGCUAACAACGUCCUUCGAGCUGAGACUUUGGGUCCAUAUGAAGUUAGAAAUGCCGCUGAUGAUGAGCUGAGCUCACUGUAUCGAAACUUUAUGGCCAAGCAGGGAUCCAAGUACUGCAGCUUGCAGUGCAGGUGCAAUCUCGCUCCUGGGUUCUGGUUCUGGGGAAGAGCUGAUCCUCAUCUAGUCCCUGGGGAGCAUUUGUCCCUGGACGUGGUGGAGUCUAAAUGUGAAAGGAAAGUUGCAUCAACUAGGUCGAACCCUUUCAAGACGUGUGCGGCAUGCACGGAUGCCACUCUGUGGCCUUGUCGCAACGCAAUUAAACGCCUUGUGUGGGCGCUCUCACCCACGCCCUUAGUUUCUCGCCCAGCUGGAUUGACUGACUAUUACUGUAGUGGACCGGCGCAUGCUCGACUGAAAUCAGUUCAUGGCCUUGGACUGGCUGCCGGGGAAUUUCUUAUGCUUACUGAACACGUCGCGUUGAUCAUCCACGGCACACUGCUUCAAUGCUACCGGAUCUUGCAAGUAAGGAGCCGCAAGUGCACCAUGAAACAGAUGUGCCUUGACCUAAGAACGGUAGGGCUGAGUUCACGAUACCACGUUAACGUGCCGAGUUUGUGGCACAAAGAUGGAAAGUUUGUAAUUGAACAGCUCAUAUUCGGAUCCUGGUUUGUUUCAGGUUGCUGCAAGACGAUCAGUAUCCCAAAAGGGACUACCGACCGGAAAAGCAGGGCCAAAACCACGCCAACUGCUUCCUUGACCCCUAAACCCGGAAAGAUGUGGACCUUGGUCUUUGAGACAGCAGGGGGCGGGACCCAUCGGCAGCCAUCGUGGACAACGCUAAAACCGAAUACCAGCAGGGGAAGCCAAUCGACUCAGCUCUCUGAGCUCAUGACGCUGUGGGUGUUCAACUGCCGCGAUCUGCUGGCGCGUUGCAACGUGUGCGCUUACGAUGCGUUUGAGGAACCCGUCACCAGUGUCCGUCUGUCACGUCCCAUAACUGGUCAAGUUUAUGAAACAUUCUGGCAGUAUCCAGGUCAUUAUUUGCCAUGGCUUUACUAUCGAAAUUGCUUGAAUCCGGAAACGCCGCUUGUCCGGAAUGGAGCCAUCUGCCACCCGCUCAACGUUGCUCUCAAGCCGACAGAUGCAAUGGGCUGCCAGAUCUUAAAAAUCGCCGUGGCCGUCUGGGAUGGUUACAUCGACUGGCUGGCGACAGGACAGGGUACUUGGAGACGAGCAGCUACCGUUGGGAUGGCGUCUGGGCGGCGCGAGCUUGGCAGCCUUGUUGAGGCAGCCUUCAAUAUAGUACACAGCAGCCAUUGUCGAGGUUGGUUGGACAUGCCAGACUUCAGUACAGACGGGCGCUCAGCGAAUAGGCAAGAGAGGUGA
Fusarium graminearum PH-1 is the source of this 1605-nucleotide messenger RNA. RefSeq lists its product as uncharacterized. Lineage: Eukaryota; Fungi; Ascomycota; Sordariomycetes; Hypocreales; Nectriaceae. The record is from RefSeq and is a predicted model, not a curated record. The transcript has 11 exons. The coding region runs from base 1 to 1605 and encodes 534 amino acids.